This is a messenger RNA of Medioppia subpectinata, 2140 nucleotides long. The record is from the annotation of a GenBank genome assembly. Lineage: Eukaryota; Metazoa; Arthropoda; Arachnida; Sarcoptiformes; Oppiidae.
AUAAUUUCAAUAUAUAUUUAUAUCCAUCGAAAGUCUGUUUAAAUAACCUGAAAACUAAACAUCAAUUUCGAUACAAGAGAUCGUUUACAUUUGGGUUUUGCAUAUAAAUCGACGAAUGACUGCAUAAAUGAUGAAUAAAUUGGCAAUUAUUUUUAUUUUUUGCAUUACAUUUAAUACAAUUCAAUCGAUCACUCAAUCACUUAAUGGAAACGAUUGGUUCGCAACAAAUCAAGAUAAAUCAAUACGAGUGUUGGCCAGAGUUCCCGGUUCUAUAUUUACGGAUCUCAUCCGCAAUAAUGUUUUGAAAGAGGAUCCCUAUUAUGGCAGUAAUGACUUCAACUAUAAAUGGGUUUCUUAUGCUAACUGGACUUUUGAUAAAAUAUUCAAUGUGGACGAAAAUAUUAUCGACAAGAAAGGAGUAUAUCUUAUAUGUCAUGGUUUGGACACAAUUAGUGCCAUAUAUUUAAAUGAUGUGUUUAUUGGAAACACCGAUAAUAUGUUCGUUCGGUACAAAUUCGAUAUAAAACCGCACUUAAGAAUUGGACAAAAUAUGAUUCGGAUUUCAUUUGAAUCGGCCGUCACUUAUGCCCAAAGAACUCACGACCGAUACAUACGGGACAACUACAUUGUACCGCCCGGUCAAUCGUCUCCUUUUGUGCAAAGAGGAGAACUGCACGCAAACUAUAUCCGCAAAAUGCAGUCUUCUUUCAGUUGGGAUUGGGGGCCAUCCUUUCCAACACAAGGCAUUUGGAAGAAUAUUGAAAUCCAAUCCAUAGAUUCGGCAAUUAUUAGAGAUAUUGUGGUCAAUACUAUCCCUCAACCUAACGACAAAUGGCUCUUAAAUACUACUAUUCAUUACGAGUCUAUUUAUUACACUCAAUUCGAGGGUUUGCUUCAGAUAUCUAUUUAUAAUACUGUUAUAUUGAGAAGUCGUGUCCAACUCAUGCCAUCAGCCGAUGGCAAUGCAGUGCUUAAUCUGGAAAUACCAGUAAACGAAUCGCUUGUAAUCCAUAAGUGGUAUCCAAACGGAAUGGGGGCUCAAAUGCUGUACGAUAUGAGAGUUAUUUUCACGACUACUGAAGAGACUGUCGAGAAAACUAUUAGAAUUGGUUUCCGGACUAUUGAGUUAAUUCAAGAUCCCAUUAAACCGAGAGGAUUAACAUUUUAUUUCAAAGUGAAUGGUUUGCCUCUAUAUGCCAAGGGAUCGAAUUGGAUCCCCGCACAUGUCUUUCAAGAAUCCCUGUCCACCGAUUAUAUAAGAGAUUUACUGCAAUCGACUCGUGAGGCCAAUAUGAAUAUGUUGAGGGUUUGGGGCGGAGGGGUCUAUGAGUCGGACGAGUUCUACCAAAUUGCCGAUGAGUUAGGAAUACUUAUUUGGCACGACUUUAUGUUUGCCUGUGCUUUAUAUCCCGUCGACAGCCAGUUCUUGGACUCAGUUAACACAGAAGUCACGCAACAGAUCCGCCGUUUGCAACACCAUUCGUCCAUUGCUUUGUGGGCCGGCAACAACGAGAACGAGGCGGCGAUCGCACAGUACUGGUGGCCCGAAAUCAUGUUUAAAUCGGAAACAUAUAAAAGAGAUUACAUUAAAUUAUACGUUGAACUCAUCCGCGAAAUUGUGCUCAGAGAAGAUAAUUCUCGGCCAUAUCUAACGUCGAGUCCAUCUAAUGGUUUGGAGACAAUCAAAAGAAAUUGGCUCUCAAGUGACCCCCAAAGCAAUGUCUACGGAGACGUCCACUUCUACUACUAUCAGCCCCAGGCAUGGGAUUGGAAACAAUACCCGAGCGCUAAGUUUGCCUCAGAAUUUGGUUUCCAAUCGUUUCCUUCAUUGAAAAGUUUAUCAAAAGUCGUCAACACAUCGGACCUCACAUUCCCAUUAAGUGCGGCAAUCGUUGAAAGACAACAUCACACGAAUGGCAACAAUGAAAUCACAAAUUUGAUUGACAAGAAUAUGCGACUCCCAGUUAGCGGAGGGAUCGACAGAUUGGAUGAUUUUAUAUAUCUAUCACAAAUAGCUCAGGCGAUGGCUCUUAAAACAGAGACUGAGUUUUAUCGGAGAAAUCGAGACAUUAAUCCAUUAAGCGGUGAGGGGUUUACUAUGGGUGCCCUGUAUUGGCAGCUCAACGACAUAUGGCCGGCU